Molecule: messenger RNA, 677 nt
Organism: Limulus polyphemus (Atlantic horseshoe crab)
Lineage: Eukaryota; Metazoa; Arthropoda; Merostomata; Xiphosura; Limulidae
Exons: 1
Source: RefSeq, a predicted model, not a curated record
AUUCUUGUCGUAAAUCUGGUUCGUCUUCUUCUUCUUCUGACAUAGAUUCUUGUCGUAAAUCUGGCUCGUCUUCUGCUUCUUGUGAUAUAGAUUCUUAUCGCAAAUCUGGUUCGUCUUCUUCUUCUUCUGACAUAGAUUCUUGUCGUAAAUCUGGCUCGUCUUCUUCUUCUUCUGACAUAGAUUCUUAUCGUAAAUCUGGCUCGUCUUCUGCUUCUUCUGACAUAGAUUCUUGUCGUAAAUCUGGUUCGUCUUCUUCUUCUUCUGACAUAGAUUCUUGUCGUAAAUCUGGCUCGUCUUCUUCUUCUGACAUAGAUUCUUAUCGUAAAUCUGGCUCGUCUUCUGUUUCUUCUGACAUAGAUUCUUGUCGUAAAUCUGGAUCGUCUUCUGCUUCUUCUGACAUAGAUUCUUAUCGUAAAUCUGGUUCGUCUUCUUCUUCUUCUGACAUAGAUUCUUAUCGUAAAUCUGGUUCGUCUUCUUCUUCUUGUGACAUAGAUUCUUAUCGUAAAUCUGGCUCGUCUUCUUCUUCUUCUGACAUAGAUUCUUAUCGUAAAUCUGGUUCGUCUUCUGCUUCUUGUGACAUAGAUUCUUAUCGUAAAUCUGGCUCGUCUUCUUCUUCUUCUGACACAGAUUCUUAUCGUAAUUUUUUAAAAACCAUGUUCGGGGAAUCCAAAGUUUCG